This is a messenger RNA of Cryptotermes secundus, 6936 nucleotides long. RefSeq names its product multidrug resistance-associated protein 4. Gene Ontology annotation, biological process: transmembrane transport. Lineage: Eukaryota; Metazoa; Arthropoda; Insecta; Blattodea; Kalotermitidae. Gene Ontology annotation, cellular component: membrane. The record is from RefSeq and is a predicted model, not a curated record. The transcript is spliced from 27 exons. Gene Ontology annotation, molecular function: ABC-type transporter activity; ATP binding; ATP hydrolysis activity. The coding region runs from base 469 to 4542 and encodes 1357 amino acids.
UACACAACAAAUAGCUGACGUGCGCGUCACACCAGCGGUUUUCUGCUCACGUUGAAUAUGCCUGUCUCCCCACUUUCACUUUCCUCGUCUGUACUGGAUUUGCUACUGUGUGGUGUCCCGCUCAGAGACCUCAGAGCCCUCACAGCGUUCUGCAGUUGCUGUGCCGGCAGAUCGUAAGGAGGUACUUGGUUGUCCUUGUAGCAUGUUAGCGCGUGUGUAAGCUGCUGAGUGUUGUGUUAUUCUGUGGAGCCCUACGUUUGCAAACAGGUAUCUGGGGUGUUAUUUACAUCUGUACAGAAAUAUCCAGUUAUCCUGUCGCUGGCUCAACAGUUGACCUUUCGGAGAACGUAGAAGCUAUUUCAAGGGGAAGAAUUGUGAUUGCCUUUUGUUUCUCUACUGCCGUCCUCCAGAAAUAGUGAAGACUGCUGUGGAGUGCUGAUGUAGGAGACCACGCAAGCGAACACUGCAAUGGACUCGAGCAAGAAGUUGACAAAUGCCAAUCCUCGUGCUACAGCCAACCCAAUCUCCGUCCUUGUAUUCUGGUGGAUAAAGGACCUGUUCUGGAAGGGAUAUGACAAAGAUCUGGACGUUGAAGAUCUUUAUGAUAUUCUUCCAAAUGAUCGAUCAGAGAUGCUUGGAGAUGACCUCGAAAAGUACUGGAAUCUGGAAAUCAGCAGCGCAAAAGAAAAGAACAGGAAACCUUGGUUGUUACGAGCAAUCUUGAAGGCGUUUGGUCGGUUAUACAUCUUCACUGGACUGAUUCAACUCAUCCUCUUUGUUGUGUUCAGGGUAGCUCAACCGAUUUUUUUAGGAAAAUUUAUAAUCUUUUUCAACAAGAACACAGCAGUAACCAGGGAUGAAGCUUAUAUGUAUGCAGGAGCUCUCAUCUGUACUGCCCUCUUCUCCAUUUUCUUGGCACAUCAUUCCUUCUUGGCUUGUCAGAAGAUUGGUAUGAGAAUACGAAUUGCAUGCUGCUCGGUCAUUUAUCGCAAGAUUCUGCGUCUAAGUAAAUCAGCCCAAGGGAAGACAGCUGCUGGUCAGAUAGUAAAUUUACUCUCAAACGAUGUGAACCGCUUUGACUCUGUUACCAUGUGGCUUCAUUUUGUGUGGAUCAUGCCAAUCCAGACAGUUGUCGUCACUUACUUCAUAUGGGAAGCUGUUGGUUGGUCGGCUCUCAUAGGUGUUCUUGCUAUCUUCCUUCAGACUGUCCCUGUACAAAGUUACCUGAGUAAACUGACAUCAAAGCUGCGCUUAAAUAUUGCUACACGCACUGAUGAACGAGUUCGACUAAUGAGUGAGAUUAUUUCUGGAAUUAAGGUGAUUAAGAUGUAUGCAUGGGAAAGACCUUUUGAGAAGAUGGUGCAGCUUGCUAGAAGGCAUGAAAUCAAAGUUGUGACCAGUGCUUCUUACUUACGAGGCUUGUACCUGUCCACAAUGGUUUUUUCAGAGCGUACAUCACUCUUCAUCACCCUUCUCUCAUACUCACUCAUGGGGCAUCAUAUUUCUGCUGACAAGGUGUUUGCCAUGGCACAGUUCUACAAUAUCCUGCAGUUAGCAAUGGCUAUCUACUAUCCUCAGGCAGUGCAGUUUGCAGCUGAGACCAAAGUCUCCAUAAAAAGGCUUGAGGAUUUUCUGCUUCUUGAAGAGAUGCAGAGUGUUUAUCAUGGUAAUAAUAAGGCUACCAUCAACCAUGAACAAGACCAGAAGCUGGGGGUCACCAUUACAAAUGGAUCUGCAAAAUGGACAUCUAAUUCCAUAGUUGACACUCUAACCCACAUCAAUCUAUGGGUAAAGCCAGGCAAACUCUGUGCUGUAAUAGGCCCUGUUGGCUCGGGCAAGAGUUCGUUGCUACAAGCAGUACUGGGAGAAUUGCCCCUGUCAGAUGGUUCACUCAUAGUGGGUGGUGAUGUAUCAUACAGCUCACAAGAGCCAUGGCUAUUUGUUGGAACAGUGAGGCAAAACAUUUUGUUUGGACAACCAUAUAAUCCAGAGAGGUACAAAGAAGUGAUACAAGUUUGUGCUCUGAAGAGAGACUUGGAACUAUUUCCACAUGGGGAUAAAACCAUUGUUGGCGAGAGAGGAGUAUCACUUAGUGGUGGUCAGAGGGCCCGCAUCAAUUUGGCCAGAGCAGUGUACCGGAGCAGCGAUGUGUACCUACUAGAUGAUCCACUUUCAGCUGUAGAUACACAUGUAGGCAAAUGCUUGUUUGAUGAAUGCAUCUCCAAGUUUCUUGCAAACAAAACACGAAUUCUAGUCACACAUCAACUUCAGUAUCUUCGUCAUGCAGAUCUGAUUGUCAUUCUCAAGAAUGGUAAAAUUGAGACCCAAGGAACAUACAAGGAACUGAUGGCUUCUAAAACAGAUUUCGCUCAUCUUUUGGGAGGAGGAGAUGAAGAAAUGGAAAAUGAGGAUUCACAAAGGAAAUUAAAUACCCAGUUUUCUAUACAGCCACAGUUUGAGGAGGAUGAAGAUGAAGAUGAGGAGGCUGAAGAGAAUGCUGAAUUAAUUGCGAAAGGAAAGCUGAAGGCUUCUGUCUACUUCAAGUACUUCCAGUCUGGCGCAUCAUCCUUAAUACUUAUCCUUCUGGUUCUUAUCCUCAUCAUUGGGCAGAUGGCCUCUAGUGGAGCAGAUUUUUGGGUUACAUAUUGGACAAACCAAGAGGAGCUGAAGCAGUACUAUGUUAAUAAGGUUAUUCAGAGGGAUCAAUUGAACUCCACUGACAGUCCCAUGGAGAACCUUCAGCCUAACACGACUUUUGUUGAUCAACCCACAGAAUAUUCACUAUCUAAUCUUACAGCCAGUAUUUCUCCAUCUGGGGAUUUCAUAACAUUGCUACCUUCUCUUGCUGAGACUACUGCAGUGGAAUAUGAAGAAUCAACAUCAUUUAACACCAUGUUACCAAGACUGUUAGAUACAGACACAGCCAUAUAUAUCUACUUUGCAUUCAUUUUGGGAAGUGUCUUUAUUACUUCAAUACGAUCCAUCUUCUUCUUUAAAGUGUGCAUGACAGCAUCCAAAAUUCUUCAUGACACUAUGUUUGGAAGCAUUUUAGCUGCAACAAUGAGAUUUUUUGACACUAAUCCAUCAGGUCGUGUACUCAAUAGAUUUUCGAAAGACAUGGGUGCAGUGGACGAACAGCUUCCAAAGGCAAUGUUGGAAACCAUUCAGGUGCUGCUUGUAAUGGCUGGAAUCCUGACCUUGGUUACCAUAGUCAACUACUGGCUUCUGGUACCCAUGGUUGUAAUGGCCUUCCUCUUCUAUAAGGUGCGUGGAAUAUAUUUGGCAACAGCACAAGAUGUCAAACGACUCGAAGGCACCACUCGGAGUCCUGUGUUUUCUCAUUUAUCUGCAUCUCUUAAUGGCCUGUCCACAAUCCGAGCAUCCCAAGCUCAGGAAAUGGUUAUCAAAGAAUUUGAUAAUCAUCAGGAUUUGCAUACAUCAACAUGGUUUCUCACACUGGAGACAAGUGCUGCUUUUGGCUUCUGGCUUGAUUGCAUCAGUGUAACAUUCACAGCUGUGGUGUCACUCAGUUUCUUAGUUCUUAACAUUGACACAUUUGGUGGCAAUGUUGGUUUGGCUAUAUCUCAGUCCCUUAUCCUGAAUGGGAUGUUGCCGUAUGGUAUGAGACUGGCUGCAGAUGUUAUUAGCCAGAUGACUUCAGUAGAACGAAUCCUUGAAUACACUAAGGUUGAGAAGGAAACAGAUCUCAAGAAACAUCCAGUUCAAAAGCCACCAUCUUGCUGGCCAAUGAAGGGAAUGAUCCAAUUUGAACACAUGAGCCUCAAGUAUUCCCCAGCCGACCCUCCAGUACUCAAGGACCUUAACUUCAUCAUACAGCCUGCACAGAAGGUAGGAAUUGUUGGUCGUACUGGUGCAGGCAAGUCAUCACUCAUAUCAGCAUUGUUUAGGCUAGCCCGACUAGAAGGAACCGUUAGAAUCGACAAUAUGGAUACAGCAGUGCUUAGUCUGUCAGAUUUGCGGAGUCAUAUUUCCAUCAUUCCACAGGAGCCAGUUCUGUUCACUGCAACAUUACGAGACAAUCUCGAUCCUUUUCAUGAGUUUCCUGAUGAUGUACUCUGGAGAGCUCUUGAGGAUGUUGAGCUGAAAGAGUCUGUGAGUGGAUUAGAUUUUUUGGUGAAUGAAGGGGGAAGCAACUUCAGUGCAGGCCAGCGACAGUUGGUAUGCCUGGCUCGUGCCAUUGUCAGGAACAAUAGGAUAUUGGUCCUAGAUGAAGCAACAGCAAAUGUGGAUCCACAAACAGAUGCCUUUAUCCAGAAAACCAUCAGAACAAAAUUUGAAAGGUGUACAGUAUUGACAAUAGCGCACAGAUUGAACACAAUCAUGGACUCUGACAGAGUACUUGUCAUGGAAGCAGGCACCAUGGUGGAAUUUGACCAUCCACAUUUACUGCUGCAGAACAAGAAAGGUAAAUUUUUCAAAAUGGUCCAGGAAACAGGGAAAGCUAUGGCUGAGCAAUUACACAAAGUAGCAGAGGAGGCAUAUAAGAAGAGCAACUUGAAGCAGAAGAAUACAGAUGCAUGACGUGUAAGCUGCUACUACAACAUAAAUGAACGCUGGAGAUACUCUGAUUAGGUGGUUCAAAAAUGAUUAUGACUACUUAAUCAGGGUGAAUGAAAAACCAGGAGUGUGUGUUUGUGUCCUCUGUAUGAAAUGAUUCCUUCAAAUGUUACUUUAGUUAUGGUAGCAUGGCAUGGAAGACUUAAACCUGUGAUCAGUAUUAGAAAUAGCUUUUAUACUUUAUAUAGAAUUGUUACAUGUAUUAGCACUGCCUGACAGGUAAGUAGGGAAGGUUGUCCCUCAAUGUAUUUCUUGUAUUUCUGUUACUAAGUACUAUUGUCCUGAUCAGUAAAGUCUAAAUAGAGGCUACUGCAAACACACACUCAUACUUAAAGCUGUAACAGAUAAACAAUUUUAUUUUAAUAUUUCAAAUCUAUAAACCACUACUGAAUACAAUAUAAGGUCUUUGUGUUACUGCUGGACUUGGCAUCCCAAAGUCAAAACCACUGUUGCCAAAAAAUCACUUCAGUUUUUCUCAUGCAAAGUAAAAGUAAAAUUCUUUCUACAUAGAACUUGAGGUUCCCAAAGAAGUGGGGUUUAUGAAGAGUUCUACCUUCUGCAGUUAACCCUGUGUAGCCCAUUGAGAGUCACAUGACAUUCCAGAGGAGCAUGUUAUCUCCAUCUUCAGGAGGACACGACAUGUUCCUCUGAAAUGUUGGCCGACUUUCAAUAGACUGCACAGCAUUAUGUCCCAGAAAAUAGAAGUCUUCAUCCUUUUCUACAUUUCUGUGGAAGACUUUAAGUUCUGUCUGCUUCAAAGCUCGAUGUGGAUAUUUAUAGACAAACUGUUGUUACAUCUUCAUCACAUGACAAUUUGAUAUGCUGCAUUAGCUGUUGUUUUGGCUGCUUAUAUAGCUAUGAAAAGAAAAUUAUGCCCCUUUGAUGUAUGUAGCAUUAUACUCUUGCUUUCAAAAUCUGGUCACAUAACAUUUUCCUAUAAAUAUGGUUUUGUAGAUGUAUGUCAGUAGUUGUUUUGCAGCAGAGCAGAGCAGAGCAGAGCUGAGCUGAUGCGUGAUGCUGAACAGCCAAGAGACAUAACUGUUUUUUGGAAGUUCGUUCGAAUUAAGAGCCAGUGUCAUUCAGUUUAUCUUUGGGAAAUAUUUUGGAUUGCCAACAUUUUCAUUUUGUCCAGCAAUGAACCUGUGAACUUUUCUGCUGCUGUUGUUUUACUUGAUCCUAUAAAAGCAGACUGUGUUUGAUAGCACCUUCCUCAUGGUAAAUGCUCUGUCAGUUAUGAAAAUUCUAUUCUGAAGACUAUACUCUGUUUCAAUACUGUAGAGCAGUGUUGUCUCAAGCAGAAGUAAAUAAUGUGACAUGUCAUCCCACUGCAAUUUAGUAACUUUUGAAGUAUGCAUGUGGGAGAGAAUUAUGGAGGUCCAGUUCAGUGUAGGGGGUUGUAUUUUGCUGCUUAUGGGUAAUUUUUUUUUAACUUACCAGGUUUCAUAUUCAGAAGAGAGAUGUAAGAAUUUAGGGUUCUCACAGUGGUGGUUAUGAAGGUUUCCAUCUCCUGGGAUAUGGAAGUGUACAACAGGCAGCUAUUUCGUAAAGUAUUAUGUGGACAUAAACCAGUCAUAAAUUCAUGCAGAAAGAUCAGUAUUUUAUAUUUUAUAAAAUAUAUGCUUAUCAUCAUGCCCAUGUGUCCCCAUGUCUGUGCUUGCUCUAAAAGAAACAUUCAUUUUCAGAAUCAAAGUGCAACUGUUUUCAACCAAAUGCAGCAGUCAUUCAACAAAAACAAAGAAGAGUACAAAGACAUGACUUUGUGUUACAUAUCUAAGGUUUCUUGGAAGUUCUUGCAGUUCUUUGAAAACAUUUGGUAUAGAGAUUAUUUUAAUUAGUGGGUAUGUGAAUAAGCAGCGUAUGUGUUGGUGUAACAGCAAACACCAAUAAAAUUAAGAGAUACAAUUACAUACACCAGAUGUCACUGCUGAGUGAUCAGUAAUCCUGUUUCAUAAUAGAAGGCCCUGAAUUUGAUUCUUGGCCUCAUUUCACAAUAAUGCUAGGAUAGUACCUUAAAAUCAGGCAUCCACAAAUAUGAAGUCAAAUAAUCUUUAGUAUGUUUAUUACACCAGCUUCAAUUUUACAGUUCAAAAGAAUUAUGUAUUAUUUAAACUGGAAGAACAUCUGUAUUUUAAAUGGGAAUAUUUCAGUUACAUAGAUGAUGCCUGAGACCUUCAAAUAUGCAUUAACAGUGAACCAGUAUGUGACAUCAAGACUCGUCAUUUUUCGAGAUGACUUUUUUCUUAAUGAUUAGAAGCUUGUGCAAAUACUUCAGAAUAUUAGGAUUCUGAAAUUACAUGAUUUACAUUUGAAGGUUCAGUAACUUAAUUAAAGUUCAACAGACUGCAGAUUUAUGUGCAA